Messenger RNA from Anneissia japonica, 1871 nucleotides. Its product is annotated as extracellular calcium-sensing receptor-like. The record is from RefSeq and is a predicted model, not a curated record. Gene Ontology annotation, biological process: G protein-coupled receptor signaling pathway. Gene Ontology annotation, molecular function: G protein-coupled receptor activity. NCBI's taxonomy places the organism in Eukaryota, Metazoa, Echinodermata, Crinoidea, Comatulida, Comatulidae. Gene Ontology annotation, cellular component: membrane. The transcript has 4 exons. Bases 66 to 1871 code for a protein of 601 amino acids.
ACGAUUUAGUUUCUCCUUCAACAGCGUUAUAUCUGAAUGCGAUAGACUGUGUAUAUAUCUAAAUUAUGAUUAUUCUUAUCAUUUUCUAUUAUUUGGUGUUGAGUUACCGAUUUCGUUUGUCAGUUGGAGCAGUAGGCCUAUGUAACAGCAAUGUACCGAGACAUCUCGAUGGUGAGAUAUUGAUUGGGGGAAUAUUUCCUAUUCACGAGCGGUCUAAAGUGAAUACCAGUUGGACUAAAGGGCCGCCGACGGAAAAAUGUAUGGAUUUUUAUGCUCCUUACUAUAUGGCGGCAGCUGCGGCUAGAUUUGCCGUAAUGGAGAUUAGAGAGAAAAAGUACAUUGAUUUAGGGAAUUUGAAACUCGGGUACAAUGAACAAGAGUUUUGCAACUCCCCAGUGUCAGCAGCGGCGGCAACAUUAAACCUGACACAAAAUUAUAAAGUGAUGGCGAUCGUAUCUGGUGCUUUGUCUAGUAGUACGAUCACCAUAGGACCGAUUGUUGCACAUUACAGCAUCGCCACCAUUGCAACGUGGGCUACCAGUGAACUGUUAACAGACAAGAACAUCUAUAGAACUCUUUUUCGGACAGUUCCUAGCGAUAGGUGGCAGUCACUGCUUCUGGCAAACAUGUCCGAGUGGUUUAAUUGGAAAUGGGUUGGUGCAGUCGCCACUGAUGAUUCGUACGGACGGAGCGGUCUCCAGAUAUUCAUAAACGAACUCAAAGAUAAGGACAUUUGUGUCGCAUUUGAAACAUAUCUACCGGUUAAUGGCACCAAAGAACGGGAUAAAUUUCUAGAGCAACUGGCAAGCUCAACAGUCGAGGUUAUCUUCUUCUACGCUACGGUUGACCUAGACUUAAAGGGUUUCUUCCAGACUGCGGACGAUAAGGGAGUAUCACCUAAAGUUUGGAUAGCAACGGACGGUUGGGCGGAUAUAUCUAAGGAGUUUUAUAACUACAGUAGUGUUGCGUCAGUACUUGGUGUAACUAUUAGCGAUAAACGACUACCGAAGCUCCUCGAUCACCUUGCUAAAUUCGAUACAAUCCAGAAACACAACAGCAUACAUUUCCUAGAGAGUUUCGUCAAGUGGAUGUGUAAAACGAAAAUAAUUACGACGCAAAAUUGUAGUGACAAGAUAUUGUGCAGGGAAAACAUCGACAAUAAGACUAUCAAUCUCAUCGAAUCUGCUGCAAAAAAUUAUUUACAGUCAGCUACCAACUACGAGGCCUACACAACGUAUAUUGCCGUAUAUGCCAUUGCACAGGCACUUAAGGAUAUCCAGGAAUGCAAGUCUGGAGAGGGAAUCUUAGACGAUGGCAAGUGUCCGACUAUAGAUAAGCUAGAUAGAUGGCAACUUGUUCCUUAUUUGGAGAAAGUAAAUUUUAGCGAUAACAACGGAUCUAGUUUUCAGUUUUCAGAAGAUAGACAAACUAAUCCCUCAUACAUCAUCUUAAAUGGUAAACCUUCAGAAGAUGGAAUCAUUGAAUUGGAAAAGGUGGGCUCAUAUAAGCAUGGCAAAUUGGACAUAAAUGAUUCUGCCAUUUACUGGGGCACAGGCGAGAGACAAUUUUCUCUUUCGAAAACUGGGCACAGCAAAAUCAUUCUAGUAGACGGUUUUCAAAUACUCACUAAGUGUGCAGAUAUUGAGUUGAACUGGAAAGAGAGGAAAUCAGUGAUGGACAGCAAGGAAACAGCUGACGAGUUUAAGGGAAAAUUAGAGAUGAUGUUCAGUGGUGCAUUUUCAUGUCUCAAAAUUAUGACUGGCCUUGAGGUGGGACUUUUUGAGGUUUUGUCACAAUUCACAGAACCUAAGUCAUAUGUCGAGAUUGCAGAUGCAGGAAAGCUGAAACCAAGGUACAACCAGGUACUAUAG